This is a messenger RNA of Metarhizium album ARSEF 1941, 636 nucleotides long. RefSeq lists its product as uncharacterized. NCBI's taxonomy places the organism in Eukaryota, Fungi, Ascomycota, Sordariomycetes, Hypocreales, Clavicipitaceae. The record is from RefSeq and is a predicted model, not a curated record. The transcript is spliced from 2 exons. Bases 1 to 636 code for a protein of 211 amino acids.
AUGGUGUCCACGGCUGGAGGCAUCGUCAUUGCCAUACUCGUUCUGCUGACUGUGGCCGCCGUCGGCUGGGUCGUCUACGCUCAAAUGCGCGCGCGCAGGUUAGGCUUGCCGCCGCCUACGCUGUCGUCGUAUUUGCCGUGGAAGCGAAGCGAAACUCCAUACGGUCCCCCGCAGCCAGCGCCCGGCGGCGUCGUCGGCUGGUUCAACGAUCAAAUUCGCAAAAUGAAGAACAGAAACAACCGCUCCGCGACCGGUGCGUACGAGCGGCCUCUCCAGGGCGGGAGCGGCGGGCGUCGAGGCUUUGGUCCUCUCGAUCCUGACGAGGCCUGGGAUGCGCGUGUAGGCCACGAAGCCGAUGGCUAUGGCUACUAUGAAGAACAGGAGCUCGGGCGACACACAAACACCGAGUACGCCGGCGGCAGCAGCUACAACAUGGACCUGGCUGCGACUCCAGGUGCAAACUACGACGAUGACGAGCGCGGUCGCAGACCAGGCUGGCCUGGCGCCGCCCAGAACAAGAAUCCAUUCGACGAUGACGCUGUCUCAAGUUUGCGUGGUGUCAGCCCGCGACCUAUUGAUGCCGCAGCUGGGCAGAGCCACAAACCAAAACCAAGCGAACUGGAGAGUGGGAAGUAG